Ostrea edulis (European flat oyster) is the source of this 3779-nucleotide messenger RNA. Its product is annotated as F-box only protein 25-like. Gene Ontology annotation, biological process: protein ubiquitination. Lineage: Eukaryota; Metazoa; Mollusca; Bivalvia; Ostreida; Ostreidae. Gene Ontology annotation, cellular component: SCF ubiquitin ligase complex; nucleus; cytoplasm. The record is from RefSeq and is a predicted model, not a curated record. The transcript is spliced from 8 exons. Bases 185 to 1183 code for a protein of 332 amino acids. Gene Ontology annotation, molecular function: protein binding.
AUUAGGGACCUCGACCAAUCAAAAGCUAUCCGUAGUGGAUUUCGUUCAAUCAGACUACUUCAAUUCAUUCUCUGCCGAUCAGAAUACUCAUUUCCGCAUAAACAUAAACAUUUACGCAUUACCAAAACACAAAGGAAGAAGGCUAGAAGCAGACAUAUUUAACUUUUAUUGUCUUGACCUAAGGAUGCCGUUUUUAAGUCGGGAUUGGCGAUCACCAGGGGACCAGUGGGUAAGGACGAACGAGGGAUGGGAAAGACUUAAGCUGUGGCGAAUCAAAAUAUUCGAGCGAAUGAAUGAAAAUAUAUUGGCAAGAUUGUUGAGGCUAGCUGUCAGCGAAUAUGAUGACACAUGGCAUAAACAUCAACCACAUAUUCACUACAUCAAAGGAAUUUCAAAGGAGAGAAAGGUGAUGACAAGUCUGAGUGAGGCAUUUAUACAUCUGGACAUCGCAGGAGCUGCCAGGGACAUCAGACGAUUCAGUUACGUUAAAAAGCUAAUGUUCCUGCUGCUAACUCGUAACUUUCGAUACCUGAGUGGAACUUCACAGAAAAAUAUCAUCAGUAUUCUUGAGGAAAUGACAAAUCAAGCUUUGAAAACAGAGACUAAUGUUCCUGCAAUGAAGGAAUUGUUGAACUGUGCUGUGAACACCCUAACAGACGGACAAUACUCCCACAUUGGCAGUGAGAGUCUGUGGAACAAACACAGUGUGGCAGCGUCCAGGAUGAUUGCCAAGCUAGACAAAUACAGAGUCAAACAGAGAAAGACGGAUGGGAAGCCCAUGUUUGAUGAAUUACCAGAGGACUGCUUGAGGUGCAUCUUCAGAAAACUCUCAGAUCACAAUGACAUCAUACACACAGGUCAGGCAUGUCAGACCAAUCACAGGGUCUCUUCACAAAUGUUGCUAUGGAAACAGCUCUGUUUCUUCCACUUCACUGAUCGCCAGCUUUUGGUCUUCUUGCCACGGGAACUUGGUCUCGACGAAGAUAAGAUUGACUGGAAGUACAUCUACAGACGGUGCUACAAGCGUUUCGGAAUGAAGGAUAUAUUUGCCGAUCACUUGGCUAUAUGUUGUCACUGCGACACACUUUUCUGGCAGUCCAUUGGGCAUCCUUGCUUCAGUGAUUCUGAGGUUAAGUCAAGACCACUCUUGCCAGAAGCCUUCUUAGAUCUGUUUUUGUUGUGAAAUUAUUUUUUUUACAUUUUCUUUCCCAAUGUAUUUUGGAAAAUUCUGAUAAUUGCCAUGAUAAAUCAGAAGCACUUCAAAACAGAUCUGAUCUUUUGUCACUGCCGGAGUAAGAUCUGCUUCAGUUAGAUCAAAGUCGGGAAAGUACUGCCUUCUAAUGAGAAAACAGUACAGAAGUACAUCGCUAUUGAUAAUGACUACCAUGAUGCAGUCAUCACAUUUGAUAUAAUUUAAAAUCGGAUUAUGAUGUCAUCAACGCAAUUUAUAUCUGAAAACAAAAAUACCAUUUUCCUUCAUUGUUUCUGCUGGUUGAUGCCAGAUUUUGAUUUAUGAAUUAAUGAAUUCUCACAUGACACACACAAGAAGGAAAACUACACAAUGUGCAAUGUAAAUGGCUGUUUAGCUUGUAUUCAAAGCUAGGUAAAUCAUAUUGAGUUUUUAUUAUAUAUGUAUGAUGAGUAUUGUAAAUCUGUAAAUAUUAUGUAUAUAUGAUGUAUCCUAAGAAUGAUUUGUGUGUUAAUUUAUUGUUAAUUUAUUGUUAAUGAUAUUUCAAUGCAUUUUAAGGUUAUUGGUUAUUGUUAUUUGAAGCUUUUUACUGAGUGCUUUCAUUUAUUUGUUGUGUCGCCUGCGUUACGCAGUGGCAACAUAUAGGGAUCACUAUCCAUCGUCUUGCGUCGUCCUGCAUCGUCGUCUGGCGUCGUCACAAAAAAUUUCUGUCACAGUUUUCUCAAGAACCACAUGGGGCAACUCCCUGAUAUUUGGCACAGAGCAUCAGUGUGGCCAACUGUAUUGUGUAAGACAUUUUCGAAUCUGUUGCUUAUCAACUUCCUGUUUAGUGACAAAAACCAUUUCAAUAAUUUACUUUUUCAACAUUAUACGUGAUAUAUUACAUAUAGAAUGAACUAACAGGCGACACAUGUCUUCCGGGGAAGACUUAAUACUGCGUUUCCAUUUCAAAGACUUGUUUCAGUGUAUAUCCAAUGUUGCUUGUGUUUAUUGAUCCAUGAAGCAAUCCUCAUGACACAUUGUUUCUCAUAGACUAUAGUCUACAGGGUCAUAUCUCCUAGUAUAAGAGGACAAACAUGUUUCCACAUUUCAGAUGAUGUAAAAGUGCAUUAGUCUUUAAUCAGGAUCAUUAGGAAAAAAUAUACAUGUAAGCAGUAAUAGUAUAAGUAGCAAAGGUAGGAACUAACACCUGGUUAUUUAAUUCAUUUUUUUUUUACCCAAAGUUUAAAAAUCAGGACUUUUUUAAUAGCUACUUUAUGAAGUAUGAAAACUUAAAUUACUGCUUGAUUGAAGAUUUUACCUAUUACCAGAAGAACUUUUUAAAGGCAUAAAUAAGAACAUAGACCUGAGAUCAUGCAAAAAUCUAGGAAAAUGUACAGUCAUGCUUAUUUCAUUAAUUGUUGUGUUUUUGUGUGCUGUGAAUUGCAUAAUCAUGUAGAGAAGUAUUUGUUGAUAAUUAUCUAAGUGUUGUUGAUAUUUAAUCAAUGUAUCAAAACUGGUUUUGUUGCUUACACUUUUCAAUUCUGAAGUAGCUUUACAUGACAUUUUUAGAUGCGAUAAGGCCAGACUUUCACUUUAUUACAACAGGUUGUUUAUGUAAUGGGUGGUUGUAAUGUUGCAUAGACUUGAUCUGAAUUUGGUGUCAAAAGUCAAGAGACUCUGCUUGAUCAAUUUCAUUCAUUUUGAGCAUAUUCUGUUGGAGAAAUGAAGUUAAUUUUUAUCGAACAAUAGGUCUUUCUUUCAAUUUUAAGUUGAGGAAAAUAUAUAUUUAAAAAAUUCACUUUAAAUGUUUAUAUUGUUACAACAGGUCGUAUUGUUGCAAAUGAAAUCUACAGCCCUCAAGCCUAGUCAACAUUCAAUGUGGUGGGUCUCUUAUUUGCAUAGCAUUUGUGUAAAUGAAAAAGCAAUUUCAUUGAAAGUAAUGCAGAAAGAAAAAAAAAUAGAAUACAUCAGUGACCAGAUUGAGAAAUUUCGAUGCACAAUCCACCCAUUUAGUCAUGAUAAUGCAAGAUUAAGAUACACCUGUCACUGACACUUAAACAUGCAAUGAGGCACAAAAGAGACGAGAGCUAGACAUAUAAUAUUCACUGUAAUUGAAAUUCUGGUUUAUGUCAUGGCCCAAGAAAAUUUCAUUGUGAAGUUUAGGAAGGUUGAGAUAUAUUUUCUUUUGCUCUGACCUAUUUUGGUCUCCAAUAUAGAGACUAAGUUUUUUUAGCAGAAAAAUCUGUUGAUUUAAUAACUCGUAAAUCUUUCUCCGCCUUUGAUCUUUUGGAUUCAUUAGAAAUUUGCAAUGAAUACUAAUGGUGCAUGAUUAUACCAAUGAAUGCUUUGAAAAUGUGUAAAGAAAUACACAAAAAGAAACCUGGCUUAGAAAUCAAUUUCUUUAAUUGCUUGGUGGAAAAUAUGUGGAAAUCUCAAGGUUAAAUCCAUAGGGAACAAUGAUUCAGGCUUCAUGCGGAUUAAUUCAAUAAAGCCAGACCUCAGCAGAGAAAUGGGAAAUAUUUAUCAGUGUUUAUGAUGAAAUGGUUGUGAUGAAAAAAAAGUGGAUGUUAUAUGUUUUACUUUUGAAAAUUAAAUUGGUUAAACUGAC